Molecule: messenger RNA, 285 nt
Organism: Sphenostylis stenocarpa
Lineage: Eukaryota; Viridiplantae; Streptophyta; Magnoliopsida; Fabales; Fabaceae
Source: the annotation of a GenBank genome assembly
AUGCUAGGAAAUGGUACCAUUGACCUUGUCAGUGGCAUGAGCUAUAACCAUGGAAAAGGCUAUUUCUAUUGCCUUAUAACGUGGUUUUCAAAUGCGUUGACAUGUUGGAAGGAUAAGGGGAGAGAUGUUGUUGGAAUACUUGCAGAGGCUAUAACAUGUAUCCAAAACAUGUUAUGGCUACUACUAGACACUCCAGCAUUGGGUUUGCCCUUGUCCAUCCAACAGAGUGAUUUUAAAGCCUUAGCUCAUUGCAUUGAAAUCCACAUCAUCAGGCAAGAGAAAUAG